AUGCUUUUAAGUCGCUCAACCACGGUAACAACACGUUGUGAAACUGUCAACAACAAUGUCUUUAUGAAAAAUUCGAUAAACAUUGCUGACAUGGCCUACGAGCAUAUCUCAUUAACAGGUCGCAUUAGUGAUCGCGUGGAAAUGUGCUGCAAUCAAUGCGGAAAUUUUACACAAAUUUUAAAUACAAAUAAUUUAACACAUGAUGAAUUGAUACGUCGUGAGCAUAAUUUUAGAUGUGAUAAAUGCAUUAAUAUUAGCGGUAACAGUAUCGGUUCAAUGCAAAAAUCUGAUCCUAUUCAUAAGACUAACGGUGAUAAUAAGAAAAUUAAACGUAUUCAUGAUAACGGUCAAGACUAUCACGACGACAUUAUAGUUUCAAACGGUGGCGGUCGUAGUCGUAGUGGUGAUGGUGAUGGUGAUGGUGAUGCUGAUGCUGAUGCUGACCAUCAAAAGAUAUCAUCGUUGCCGUCAUCACGUUUGCCGAAAAUAUCGAAAGAGGACGUAGAAGACGAUGAUGCUCAUAUAGGCAUUGAUGAUGAUAUGGAUGAUGAUAUCAUUCAUGAACAAGAACAUGACGUUGAUUUAAUAAAUGAUGACGACGACGACGACGAUGAUAUCGAUAACGGGAGGAAUAAAUCAAAUCAUAAGAUAUCAUCGUUGCCGUCAUCACGUUUGCCGAAAAUAUCAAAAAUAUCACCCGCUUCUACCACAACUAUUCUGAAAGACAACAACACAAAACCGAUUUUAAAAUUUAGUGUAUCAGCGAUAUUAGGCGAUACCCGUGAAGGUGUUCGAGUGCGAAAUGAAUUUAUGCAACCGCAACAUAUCUGGCCUUAUUUGCAACAGAAUUUCAUACACCAUCCGCAUUUUCCGCAUCCGGCAUUUCUAACACACCAAACCGCUAAUGGUAAUAGUUGUCAACCGCAAACCGCAUCGUCAUCAUCACCUGGCAGCACGAUUAGUGAUAGCGACAAUCAUUCUACCUGCACCACAAACAGUAUCAGUACGAAUACCAGUUCGAGUAACAAUAACAAUAAUAUUGUCAAUAGCAAUAAUAGCAACAAUAGCAGUGGUAAUGGUGCCGAGACUAUUACCGCAAGUCUUAACGGCAAUGAUGAGGAUAACAAUCGUCGACUUUUAUUGUCAACGGGUCAAGAUAAACCAACAGCGCCUUUGCAUCAUCAUCAUCAUCAUCAUCAUCAUUCUCAACAUCAUUAUCCUAUGCCUCAUGUGCAACAAACAUCGGUAGCAACGGCACAUUCUCAAGCUGGUAUCAUAGCGAAACCCCUACCCAGUCGCCCGACACCAUUCCUGCCUCACAGUCUACAACACCCUCACUUGCAUUCGCUUCUAGCUCACUGUAGAAAUCCUUAUAUGAGCGUUGGUGCUCAAGUAUUUCCCCUGCCUCCCGGUCAAGGUUUCCCUUGGGCUCAUUCAACACGUGGUAAGCCUCGUAGGGGUAUGAUGCGUCGUGCUGUGUUUUCGGAUUCGCAACGUAAAGGUUUAGAAAAACGUUUUCAACAACAGAAAUAUAUAAGUAAACCGGAUCGCAAGAAAUUAGCUGAACGCUUGGGUCUUAAAGACUCCCAGGUAAAAAUUUGGUUUCAAAAUCGUCGCAUGAAAUGGCGUAACUCGAAAGAGCGUGAGCUCUUGGCCAGUGGUGGUUCCAGAGAUCAAACUUUGCCUAAUAAAAAUAAUCCUAAUCCGGAUUUGUCUGAUGCCAAAUGUGAUCGGCCCGUUACUCCUUUAUCGCCCGGUUCCGUUUCACCUAAUCGCCAAAGUGUAUCCCCUAGCAAUUCUGUGACUGCUAAAGAAGAGAUUACCAACGGUCAGCAGCAGCAUCAACAGCAAUCAGUAGAGAAUCAAUCAUCGAACAUAAUUAGUGGAAAACCGUUGUCGUCACCGAAAACGCCCAGCUCGCCACCUAUUAUGCAUCAUAUACCGCAACCGGUAACUAGCAUUGGUCUACCGCCUUAUAGUGCUCAAAAUAUGCAAAUAUCAUCACCACCACCGCCUCUGCUAACCAUGGCCAAGUUGCCCAAUGCAAUGUCAACAACUAUUAAUAACAUUAACAAUAGCAAUAACGAUCAAUCAUCAAUAGCAUCAUCACCGCCCAGUUGCAGUGCGGCAGCCGUAACAGCUGCCUCGGCUAACGGUGGCGGCAACGUUAACAUUGUUAUGCCCAUGACCAAUGCCGAAUUUCAAGCCAAAAUCAAUGCUGAAAUGCAUAAGCAUUUAAUGGCGGCCGAUUUAAAAUUCAAACUAGAAUCGACACUUAACGAGGCAAAGCAAAGACGUCUCAAUAUGUUAAGCAUUAGUGCCGGCGAUAAUAUCACUUUGCAUUCCGCUACAUCUCUCUCCGGUAGUAAUCUAUUCAUUAGCAAUGCAAUGCAGGAGGCGCUCAAUCAUCAACAUCAGCUGCAACAGCAACACUUGCACAAUUCGAUUCAAUCAUUAUCGAAUGGACCGCAGGCCCAACCACAACCACCACCACCACCACCACCACCGCCACCAGCAUCCACCACUGCGUCAUCGUCACCUUCCUGUCAUCAGUUUCCUCAAUCGGGUCAAAAUUAUCAUUUCCAGAAUUCGGAUUUUAUGAAAAUGUAUUACGACGAUUAUGACGAAUCCAAUUCAGAUACUGAUGAAGAGAUCAGUGUAACGUGACCGCCUUAAA
This is a messenger RNA of Glossina fuscipes, 2677 nucleotides long. RefSeq names its product GATA zinc finger domain-containing protein 10 (gene Dbx). Bases 1 to 2667 code for a protein of 888 amino acids. NCBI's taxonomy places the organism in Eukaryota, Metazoa, Arthropoda, Insecta, Diptera, Glossinidae. The transcript has 5 exons. Gene Ontology annotation, molecular function: DNA binding; DNA-binding transcription factor activity, RNA polymerase II-specific. The record is from RefSeq and is a predicted model, not a curated record. Gene Ontology annotation, biological process: regulation of transcription by RNA polymerase II.